CACAAAAAUCAGCUGGGCUAACAGUGGAGUCACAGAGGCUGGAACUGCUGCUUCAGCCCCCUCGGUUUGCAAACGACAGGGUUGUGGUGACCAACUCAGGGCCAUUUAAACUUGUAGGCAGAAUUAGCUCCAUUCUACAGAUGAGAAGACGGAGGCCUAGAGAGGGGUAUGGAACUUAGGGGUGUGUUGUCAGCUGGUGAGUGGCUGUAUUGAGUCAAGCAGCUGUUUUAGCUGAGGCCCUACUUGUGUGCCAGGCCUGGCCCACCUGCCAGCUUGAUUAAGACUUGCAUGGACUGGGGAUCAGCCAGGGGGUUGGGCUCUGGCAUGCAUACGUGUGGAGUUGCAGGUAGCAUUUUCAGAGAAUUGCUCUGGUUCCUGACCAAGGAACUCAGUUGAGGUUGUGGCCGCACCCCUGCCUGGGACUGGGCCACCCUGAACCCCUCAUUCCACCUCUCUGAGUUGCUUUGGGCCCUGUGGCCCUUGAGAACAUUUUCAGCUCUAAUAGUCAUCUUCCUGUUCAGCAAAUACCUGCUGGGUGCAAAGGUGAACCACACAUGGGUGCUGGCUGAUGGGUACUCCUGGAGUGAGGAUGAGUGCAGUGACAAGUAUUUUCAAGGACACAAGUACCCGCCUUGCUGCGGAAGCCCAGAUGAAAACAGCCUCGUCUGCAAGCUCAGGAUUGUGAACUUUGUCCCAUGGUGCUGAGGAACAAUGGUACAGGCUUAAAUGGUCAUCCAUUUUUGGUUUUAGAAAGGCCACCUGGUUGGCUCUGCAGGGCAAAUAGAGGGCUAGUCCCUCUGAGACGAGCGAGCAGGCAGCCAUUCACUAACAUGCGUUCAUUCCACAAUCACAAAGAGUGCGUAGGCCAGCCCCGGUCACAGAGUGCACCGUAUCCUGUCACUUCUGGAUGUGAGGGAGAAGUGAGUCAUCUCAUUCCCCUCCGUGGAUCAGAGGACUUGGACUAGAUAGAAGCAUGUGGUGUCUCCUACGAGGCCUGGGCCGGCCCGGAGCCCUGGCACGGGGAGCCCUGGGGCAGCAGCAAUCCCUGGGUGCCCGGGCCCUGGCCGGCGCAGGCUCUGAGAGCCGGGACGAGUACAGCUAUGUGGUGGUGGGCGCGGGCUCGGCGGGCUGCGUGCUGGCCGGGAGGCUCACGGAGGACCCCGCCGAGCGCGUGCUGCUGCUGGAGGCCGGGCCCAAGGACGUGCGCGCGGGGAGCAAGCGGCUCUCGUGGAAGAUCCACAUGCCUGCGGCCCUGGUGGCCAACCUGUGCGACGACAGGUACAACUGGUGCUACCACACAGAGGUGCAGCGGGGCCUGGACGGCCGCGUGCUGUACUGGCCACGCGGCCGCGUCUGGGGCGGCUCCUCAUCCCUCAAUGCCAUGGUCUACGUCCGUGGGCACGCCGAGGACUACGAGCGCUGGCAGCGCCAGGGCGCCCGCGGCUGGGACUACGCGCACUGCCUGCCCUACUUCCGCAAGGCGCAGGGCCACGAGCUGGGCGCCAGCCGGUACCGGGGCGCCGAUGGCCCGCUGCGGGUGUCCCGGGGCAAGACCAACCACCCGCUGCACUGCGCAUUCCUGGAGGCCACGCAGCAGGCCGGCUACCCGCUCACCGAGGACAUGAAUGGCUUCCAGCAGGAGGGCUUCGGCUGGAUGGACAUGACCAUCCAUGAAGGCAAACGGUGGAGCGCGGCCUGUGCCUACCUGCACCCAGCACUGAGCCGCACCAACCUCAAGGCCGAGGCCGAGACGCUUGUGAGCAGGGUGCUAUUUGAGGGCACCCGUGCAGUGGGCGUGGAGUAUGUCAAGAAUGGCCAGAGCCACAGGGCUUAUGCCAGCAAGGAGGUGAUUCUGAGUGGAGGUGCCAUCAACUCUCCACAGCUGCUCAUGCUCUCUGGCAUCGGGAAUGCUGAUGACCUCAAGAAACUGGGCAUCCCUGUAGUGUGCCACCUACCUGGGGUUGGCCAGAACCUGCAAGACCACCUGGAGAUCUACAUUCAGCAGGCAUGCACCCGCCCUAUCACCCUCCAUUCAGCACAGAAGCCCCUGCGGAAGGUCUGCAUUGGUCUGGAGUGGCUCUGGAAAUUCACAGGGGAUGGAGCCACUGCCCAUCUGGAAACAGGUGGGUUCAUCCGCAGCCAGCCUGGGGUCCCCCACCCGGACAUCCAGUUCCAUUUCCUGCCAUCCCAAGUGAUUGACCACGGGCGGGUCCCCACCCAGCAGGAGGCUUACCAGGUACAUGUGGGGCCCAUGCGGGGCACGAGUGUGGGCUGGCUCAAACUGAGAAGUGCCAAUCCCCAAGACCACCCUGUGAUCCAGCCCAACUACUUGUCAACAGAAACUGAUAUUGAGGAUUUCCGUCUGUGUGUGAAGCUCACCAGAGAAAUUUUUGCACAGGAAGCCCUGGCUCCGUUCCGAGGGAAAGAGCUCCAGCCAGGAAGCCACAUUCAGUCAGAUAAAGAGAUAGAUGGCUUUGUGCGGGCAAAAGCCGACAGCGCCUACCACCCCUCGUGCACCUGUAAGAUGGGCCAGCCCUCCGAUCCCACUGCCGUGGUGGAUCCGCAGACAAGGGUCCUCGGGGUGGAAAACCUCAGGGUCGUCGAUGCCUCCAUCAUGCCUAGCAUGGUCAGCGGCAACCUGAACGCCCCCACAAUCAUGAUCGCAGAGAAGGCAGCUGACAUUAUCAAGGGGCAGCCUGCACUCUGGGACAAAGAUGUCCCUGUCUACAAGCCCAGGACGCUGGCCACCCAGCGCUAAGACACUUGCUGCUGGAGGAUGACCAGGGAAGCCUCCUGAUAAGCCAAGAGGGCCAGCACAGCCCUUGCUCCCAGGCUCCUGCCUGAAACUAUCUAGCACACUAGGACCCAGGUGGUACCCUACUCAGUGGCUGAGAAUUGGAUAAAGUCUUGGGAAAUGAGACAAGUACUGGGCAGUGAAUCCAGCUCCUUUUCCCCAGCCUUUCCCUGUGGGCCAUUUGGGGAAGGCCAGCAUUCAGCCUGAGAUGUUCCUCCCUGCCUCCUGGAGGGACAGAAGGGGAGGAUGGUUAACUCCUGCCGCAUCCUUUUUCUUGUGUUCACGUGGCAUUCUCUAACCCAGGGCAGUGGUUCCUUCCCAGGCCAUGCACAGAGGCUGGGUGCCUGCCAGACCCACGGAGGGUUCGCGAAGGAAGGGGCAUCCUCCUUCUUGAGCUGCAAGCUUUAGCUGAGGCAGUAAGUCACACAGUAGUUAGUUCAGCCUGGGCUGGCACAUAAAUCCCCAGUGUCCCUGUUGAGAGGGGAAAGUUGCCUGCUGGUAGAAAAACUGGCUUUUCCUUUCUCGCUUCCUAAUUUCACUCUCAGAGUGAGGCAGGUAACUGGGGCUCCACUGGGUCACUCUGAGAGGGUUGUGGCUCUGGUUCUUAUUAAACCAGGGCCAGGUGCAGGACUCCUCACACCUGUAAUCCCAGCACUUUGGGAAGAUCACUUGAGCUCAGGAGUUCAAGACCAGCCUGGGCAACAUAGUGAGACCUUGUCUCUGGAAAACAAUUAGCUGGGCAUGGUGGUACACACCUGUAGUCCCAGCUACUUGGGAGGCUGAGGUGGGAGGAUGGCUUGAGCCCAGGAGGUUGAGGCUCCUGUGAACCCUGAUGGCACCACUGCACUCCAGCCUGGGUGACAGGGUGAGACCCUGUCUCAAAAAAAAAAAAAAAAAAAAAAAAAAACCUGAGAUUUUUUUGGACCUUAUUCAAGGGGAGAGGAGUCUGGAGGAAAUGCCACUUGGCUUCACUACCAAAGGUUUUAUGACUUAGCAGUUUAAAAGGUUUUCCUUUUACCAAGAAAUGCAGAAACCAAGAGCAAACCCCACGUACCAGAUCACUGAUUCCUACUGAAGCAGCUAGCCAGAGAAAGGACUCUCUCAUACUGGUCUUAGGAAAUGACUUGGCAGCCUGAGCCAUCCCAGCAGUGGACAAGGAUGGUUAAUUCUUAUUCUGUAGACGUCCACAGGAACAGACUAGGAUGGAAAACACAGUUAAGCACAGCCAUGCACCCUGUUGCUGUAGAAAUGCCCCUGUGUGAAAGAAAAAUAAAUUCAAGACUGGAGUUUUGGAGGAAAAAAAAUACAAGUAGCAUUUACAACAGCUCUUUGCUCUUUAAAUUUCUUACCAUUCAAUAAAGUGAUCCAGUCACUUACAUUUGAACUGA
Molecule: messenger RNA, 4182 nt
Organism: Pan troglodytes (chimpanzee)
Lineage: Eukaryota; Metazoa; Chordata; Mammalia; Primates; Hominidae
Gene: CHDH
Product: choline dehydrogenase
Exons: 9
Coding region: 974-2758 (594 amino acids)
Cellular component (GO): mitochondrial inner membrane
Molecular function (GO): choline dehydrogenase activity; flavin adenine dinucleotide binding
Source: RefSeq, a predicted model, not a curated record